CCCAAAUACACACACACGUGAUUCUACACUGUCGGUACUGUAUGGACUCGUUUUCCCUUACGAAAGGUGGAGAGUAUGAGAGGGGUGGGCUUCAGCGACUGCAUUUUAACCACCGAAUCACACUGAAUUAAGCCUAACUUCAUCGCGUUAGACUUCCUGAACUUUUGACCCGUCGUCGCCUGCAUCAGCAGUGUUUCACUUUGCACCCGGCGUCUCCUCCUCAGCGUGGGUUUGAACAACACUAGUGUUCGGCUGCUGAAUAUAGGCCAAAGGGCAUGAAGACAAGCGCAAUAACGGAUGAAAUGCAGCAUGAUCCAGAUUUGCAGUUUAAACUGGCUUAUUCAGAUUCAGAAAGAAAUAACACAGGCAUUAAAACCCGAGCAAGAGGCCAGUGGUCCAGUAAAGUGGAGUUUAUCUUAGCUGUUGCUGGCCAAAUCAUUGGUUUGGGAAAUGUGUGGAGAUUUCCAUAUCUGUGCUACAAGAAUGGAGGAGGAGUGUUUUUCAUUCCAUAUGUGGUCUUUCUGUUUGCCUGCGGCAUUCCUCUUUUUCUUAUGGAGACUGCUUUGGGUCAGUACACCAGCCAAGGGUCUGUCACCUGUUGGAGGAAGAUCUGCCCACUAUUUGAAGGUCUGGGUUAUGGGAGUCAGGUGGUCGUCCUCUAUUCCAGUGCCUACUACAUCAUCAUUCUGGCCUGGGCUUUCUUCUAUCUCUUCUCUUCUUUUAGUGCUGAACUACCGUGGGCUAGCUGCAGGAACUGGUGGAAUACAGAGAACUGUGUUGAGUUUGACCAAAUGGGAGGGACAAGAAACCUGAGCUUUAUGGAGAAUGCAUCAUCACCUGUUAAAGAAUUUUGGGAGAGACGAGUAUUGAAUAUAACUGGAAGUAUGAAUGAGCUGGGCAGUUUGAGAUGGGAGCUGGCUCUGUGUCUUCUACUGUCCUGGAUUAUUUGCUACUUCUGUGUGUGGAAGGGAGUGAAGUCCACAGGCAAGGUUGUAUAUUUCACUGCUACAUUUCCAUAUGUUAUGCUACUGGUGCUUCUGAUACGAGGUAUUACGCUGCCUGGAGCCAUCGAUGGCAUCAACUUCUACCUCUACCCAAACCCAGCACGCCUUGCAGACCCACAGGUAUGGAUGGAUGCUGGAACACAAAUAUUUUACUCCUACGUUCUCUGCAUUGGGUGCCUUACAGCUUUGGGAAGCUACAAUAAAUACAACAACAACUGCUACAAAGAUUGUGUUUACCUCUGCCUGCUAAACAGUGGAACCAGCUUUGUAGCUGGCUUCGCCAUCUUUUCAGUUUUGGGCUUCAUGGCCUUUGAACAGGGGGUCGAUAUCUCAAUGGUAGCAGAGUCAGGUCCUGGUUUGGCCUUCAUUGCAUAUCCACGAGCUGUAGCUAUGAUGCCUCUGUCUCAGCUGUGGUCCAUAUGUUUCUUCCUCAUGAUUAUUCUGCUGGGGCUUGACAGUGAGUUUGUGUCUUUAGAGUCUCUCAUGACCGCCAUAACAGACAUGAAUUCCAACUUCUUCCUCCAAGGACACCGUCGUAAACUCUUCCUCCUCCUCAUUUGUGUGGGCUGCUUUCUCAUUGGCCUCCUGAUGGUAACAGAGGGUGGCCUGUAUAUCUUCCAGUUAUUCGAUUACUAUUCCUGCAGUGGAAUGACCCUCCUCAUUUUUGCCAUUGCACAGUCAAUAUGUAUUGGCUGGUUUUAUGGUGCUGAUCGUCUGUAUGACAAUAUUGUUGACAUGAUCGGUUAUCGUCCUUUGACAUUAAUGAAGUACUGCUGGAAAUAUAUCACUCCUAUUGUGUGUAUAGGCACAUUUGUCUUCUCUUUGGUCAAAUUUACUCCUCUAAAGUUUAACAACACAUCUGAAUACCCGUGGUGGGGUUAUGCGGUUGGCUGCUGGUUCACCCUCUCCUCAACAUUGAUGGUUCCCUUAUGGAUGAUCUAUGUUGUCCUCAUCACUCCUGGUACAUUGAAACAGAGACUGCGUAUCCUUUGCACUCCAGCAAGUGAUCUACCUUUGACAUCAGAAAGACCAAAAGAAACCCUGUGACAAAAAAUUAUUAUCACGAGGCAGUGGACCAGCCCCAUUUUGGAUGGACCAAUGCUCAUUACAGUUGGUAUAUGAUUAGAAAAUGUUGGAUAAUGUGUUAUUUUCAGUAAGAAAGAUUAACCAGAGCAGCUCGCUUUGACAGACUUUGUGCCUUGUAAAAGAAGGACAAGGCACGUUUGGUUCAUUUCAAUCAAAUGUUAGGGUGUAACAGUAUUUUUUUUUUUCUUUAGGUUUCUAUGGGUCAGUCAUGCAACACUUUGCUGUUUUGUGCCUAUAGUCAAGAGCUGGUGUUUUGAGAAAGUGUUACAGAAAGUAAAUCAUGUUGGGGGUUUUGUAUUACAAAUAUGAUAACAUUUAUAGUAGAUUCAAGAAAAUUGAUUAACCAAGAAAAUCCAUAUUUUGGAACUUAAAUCUGCUUAGAUGUGCAGUCAAUAUUCUAUAGUCUACCAUCUAUAUUUUAAGUAAAAAUGCUUAAUUUAAGGUAACAUCUAUAGGUCAUUCAAGCAUAUGUAAAUUUUUAUAAGUGAUGCACUAGAAAGUUCAGUGGUUAAUAUUUUAAUAAAUGCUCCAUUAAAAUCAAGAGUCAAAUUAUUGAAAAUGAUUGCUCGUUGAAAUGGGUUGGUGACCGCAGCUUGUUUUUACUUUAAAGAUUUUUCUGAAGCAUCCAAGCAAAUAUUAAAUGGCUAGGUGAAAGAUGAAAGCAGGGUUAAAAUUGUUAGAGAAUGAGGUUAGACACGAUUGCGGUCAGGCAUGACAGACUGUGUAUACAGACUGUAUAUAUACUGUACUGCUGUUUUACUGAGGUAUGGUUAAUGUGAUUUAUUAAUGUUAAUAAUUAACAGUGUAGUUGAUACAAUAACAGUCAAUGAAAAUUCUACAUUUGAACUGCCACUUAAUUUGCAUGACCACAGGAGAUUAAAGUUGUAUGCAGUUUAAGGGGGAAAAAAAUGAAAGUUUUUAAAGUAAGUUUGUUUAUUAUUCUCAAGAAUGAGAAGCCAGUGAUGAUGCUUUUCUUUAGACUACAACUGGGUUGAAGGCUAAAGGCCUCCAUACAAAAAAAAACUACCUUUCUAAUCUUUUUGUAUUCUAUUUUCUUUACAUUUUAUUAUAAAAUUAUAAAAAAUAACUCUAACUUGCUCUAUUCUUUUUCUAUGCUAUCUGUUUUCUUUUUAUUUAUUAUAUUAUUUAAAAGCCCUUGCUACAAGUACUGCGUUUAAGCUAACUGAGACUUGUUAUAGCACUUAUAUAUCAUUGAUCUUUUGUUGUUUUUUGAUUGCUUCCAUUGUCCUCAUUUGUAAGUCGCUUUGGAUAAAAGCGUCUGCUAAAAUGACUAAAUGUGAAUGUACACACUCUGGCCAAAAAGGCCACUAAAACGCUGGCAGAGGAUGAAAAAGCAGAAUGUCUGCACUGCUUAACACUGUGUUCCGGGGAAUAGAAGGGAAUGGAUUUCUUGUGAUGUGAAUUUAUAAAGUGGGCCACUUACAAUGUAGAUUAAUUAGUCAAUUAUGCCUGUACAAAUUUUGUACACAGUUUGGUUUCUAAAGCAGUUAAUUUUAAGAGUAAUGAAAUGCCAAAGUGAUUUAAUAAACAAAAAGUUUCUACACUA
Carassius gibelio (silver crucian carp) is the source of this 3657-nucleotide messenger RNA. Its product is annotated as sodium- and chloride-dependent GABA transporter 2. Gene Ontology annotation, biological process: sodium ion transmembrane transport. Gene Ontology annotation, cellular component: membrane. The transcript has 16 exons. Lineage: Eukaryota; Metazoa; Chordata; Actinopteri; Cypriniformes; Cyprinidae. Bases 276 to 2051 code for a protein of 591 amino acids. The record is from RefSeq and is a predicted model, not a curated record.